GUGACAACUGCUGGCGGUAUCGAGGAUGAUUUCAUGAAGUGUAGAACGCCCUUCUACCACAGAAACUUCCGGAUGAACGGAGCAGAUUUGCACAAACGCGCCCACAACAGAACAGGAAAUCUCAUCGUCCCCAACAACUGUUACCGUGAGUUCCACAAGUUUCUCAACCCUAUACUGGAGGACAUGAGGGAAGACCAGAUGUUGAGAACGGAGUGGACACCACAAAAACUCAUCUGGCACCUGGGCAAAGAGAUCAACGACCCUGCCUCCAUCUACUACUGGGCCUACCGGAAACGCAUCCCUGUCUUCUGUCCCGCCAUCAGAGACGGGGCGGUGGGCGAUGUGCUCUACUUCCACAGGCACGUGCGUGGCCGGACGGCGGUCAAGCUGGACAUAGUGGAGGAUAUACAGGCCCUGAACGAUAUGGCUGUCCAGUCGGUGAACACAGCCCUGAUCACUGUGGGCGGCGGAGUGAUCAAACACCACAUCCUGAACGCCAACACGUUCCGAGACGGGGCCGACUUCUCUCUCUUCAUCAACACGGCCGCCGAGUUUGACGGAAGUGACGCAGGGGCCAGUCCAGACGAGGCCAAGUCCUGGGGAAAAAUCAGCCCUCAGCGUACCCCGGUCAAGGUGUUCGCCGAUGCCACUCUAGUGCUGCCCCUCCUUGUAGCGGAGACGUUCGCCAAAAGGGAGGACGAGUUUAAGGUGUUUAACAGGACAAACUUAAACUAGACCCAAGGAGGUUAUGCAGUAAGGUCCUUGCCUGGACUAGGCAACGACGUGGUCAUUGAUUGGUUGGGGAGAAAGCUUGAGGAUUGUACAUGUACAUGUACGUUUCGCCAGAGUCGUGUUGUGGGGAUUUUGGGAAAAGUACUUAUUCAUGUAUUACUUGGUGUGGGAAAAGAAGAGGACUUUCUCCUUUCCAACCAAACAUCUAUCGUCCUUAUCUACCCUCCUUCUAUAUUUUGUUUUUUCCUCUCUUGUAACACCUCUAAUCUUCGGCACUUAUAUGACCAUAUUGCGUUGCAAGUGCCGUAAAACUCUUACAAAAACCAAAGAGGAUUGUACGUUUCGCCAGCGUCAAGUUGUGGGGAUUUUAGGAAAAGUAGCCUACUUAGUGUGG
This is a messenger RNA of Aplysia californica (California sea hare), 1126 nucleotides long. Its product is annotated as probable deoxyhypusine synthase. Gene Ontology annotation, molecular function: deoxyhypusine synthase activity. Gene Ontology annotation, biological process: peptidyl-hypusine biosynthetic process. The record is from RefSeq and is a predicted model, not a curated record. Lineage: Eukaryota; Metazoa; Mollusca; Gastropoda; Aplysiida; Aplysiidae. Gene Ontology annotation, cellular component: cytoplasm.